Molecule: messenger RNA, 2658 nt
Organism: Notolabrus celidotus (New Zealand spotty)
Lineage: Eukaryota; Metazoa; Chordata; Actinopteri; Labriformes; Labridae
Gene: pgm1
Product: phosphoglucomutase 1
Exons: 11
Coding region: 117-1802 (561 amino acids)
Biological process (GO): carbohydrate metabolic process
Cellular component (GO): cytosol
Molecular function (GO): phosphoglucomutase activity; magnesium ion binding
Source: RefSeq, a predicted model, not a curated record
UCUCGGAGGGGGGAGUUGGCCGGCGUGUACGUGCGGCUGCUUUGACACUGCAGUCGCCUCCUGCUGCAGACUGCGGAUCACACAGGGUGACCAUAGGUGCUCACUGGGUGUCAAAAAUGGUGAAAAUAACGACAGUGAAGACGAAGCCAUACACGGACCAGAAGCCCGGAACGAGCGGUCUGAGGAAGAGGGUCACGGUGUUCCAACAGAACCAGCACUAUGCGGAAAACUUCAUCCAGAGCACUAUCUCUGUCAUUGAGCCUGCCGAGCGACAGGCUGCCACCGUGGUGGUGGGAGGGGACGGCAGGUUCUUCAUGAAAGACGCGAUUCAGUUGAUCGUCCAGAUUGCUGCUGCUAACGGGAUUGGUAAUCUGGUGAUUGGUCAGGAUGGCAUCAUGUCCACCCCAGCAGUCUCCUGUGUGAUCCGCAAGAUAAAGGCAGUGGGUGGCAUCAUCCUCACCGCCAGCCACAACCCUGGAGGCCCCAACGGAGACUUUGGCAUCAAGUAUAACAUCUCAAGUGGAGGACCUGCUCCAGAAGGCAUCACUAACAAAAUCUAUGACAUCAGCAAAGGCCUGCAGGAGUAUCAGAUCUGCCCGGAGCUGAAAGCGGAUCUGUCCAAAAUCGGAAAACAGACUUUUGAGGUGGAAACUUUCAAACCUUUCACAGUGGAGAUUGUGGACUCUGUGGAAGCCUAUGCUGAGAUGCUGAGGGAGAUCUUUGACUUUGCUGCACUGAAGGAGCUUCUCUCUGGAGCCAAUCACAUUAAUGUCCGACUGGAUGCCAUGCAUGGAGUGGUCGGUCCUUAUGUGAAGAAGAUUGUCUGUGAAGAACUCGGUUCUCCUGCGAACUCUGCAGUCAACUGUGUCCCUAAGGAGGACUUCGGAGGACACCACCCUGACCCAAACUUGACCUACGCUGCUGACCUGGUCAACGCCAUGAAAGGAGGAGAGUACGACUUUGGAGCUGCUUUUGAUGGUGAUGGUGACCGUAACAUGGUGCUGGGUAAACACGGCUUCUUCGUGAACCCCUCAGACUCUGUGGCUGUUAUCGCUGCCAACAUCACCAGCAUCCCUUACUUCCAGAAGACUGGUGUUAAAGGACUGGCCCGCAGUAUGCCCACCAGUGGAGCCCUGGACAAUGUGGCUAAAGCUCUUCAGAUGCAUUUAUAUGAGACUCCAACUGGCUGGAAGUUCUUUGGGAAUCUGAUGGACGCUGGCAAACUUUCACUGUGUGGAGAGGAGAGCUUCGGCACAGGCUCAGACCAUAUCCGUGAGAAAGACGGUCUGUGGGCGGUGCUCGCAUGGUUGUCAAUCUUAGCCAACAGGAAACAGAGUGUGGAGGACAUCAUGAAGGAUCACUGGCAGAAGUUUGGCAGGAACUUCUUCACCAGGUACGACUAUGAGGAGGUGGAUUCUGAUGCUGCCAACAAGAUGAUCAAGGAUCUGGAGACAGCGAUGUUCGACCCAUCCUUCAUAGGGAAGAAGUUCUCAUCGGGUGAUAAGACGUAUGAGGUGGCUGUCUCUGAUAACUUCGCCUACACAGACCCUGUGGACGGAAGUGUGUCCAAAAACCAGGGUCUCCGGAUCAUCUUCUCCGAUGGCUCCAGGAUUAUUUUCCGUCUCAGUGGUACAGGCAGCGCGGGGGCAACAAUCAGGCUCUACAUAGACAGCUAUGAGAAGGACCCCCAGAAGAUUUACCAGGACCCACAGGUGAUGCUGGCCCCUCUGGUAGACAUCGCCUUGAAGGUCUCUAAGCUCCACGAGAGCACUGGACGCUCUGGCCCCACUGUGAUCACAUGAUUUCUCUGCCACACUGCCUCUGCUCACUCACCCUCAGCAACAGGAUACCUCUGCACUCUCUGGGGGUGAAGCUGCCCUUGAAUGCUGUCUUGGCUUUAGUUCCUGGCCCUCUCAGAAACAGAGCUGGACAAAAAAACUGAAACUAAACAUGCAAGAAAAUACAUGAGGAACCUUAGAUUUAUCGUACAGGUAUUCACUGCCAUUUUUUAUUGUUAGUGAGUGUUCAUGUAUGUUUUUUCUUACAUAACUAAAGAGAAUGAAGUGGCCUGGCAGACCAAAGCUGCGUUUCCACUGCAUAUACUUCCCAAGAGAUCACAGGCUUUUGGUGCAGAAGUUCCUGGGUCUAGAGUGCCCGGAACUUGAUUUUAUCCCCAUCCAAAAGGUCCCUGCCAAGGAGAAAUUACUUUCUAAAAUUAUCAGGACCUUUUGGUUGGACUUGUAGCAUCCAGUUGCACCUCAGUCAGAUACUUUUAAUGGAAAUGCAGCUUAGAAGACAUUGUAACAUGUCCUUACUAGUUUGUAAAAAGGGAAGUAAAUAAUUGGUCAAAGCAGUGUCAUAUCUUUAGAGAACAAGAUUCAAAAGUGGACUGGAAAGCUCAACGGAUUGUGCCUCUCAUAAUUUCUGUAACCAUGUAGAACUUGUCCAGAUCUGUUCCUGAACCAUAUCAUUAAACUGAGGAACUGCCAAACUGGCUGUAUAUCCGCAAUUUUGGGGCAACCUCAUCCCCCUAAGCUCCCCUUAACUGACCUGGUGCCUUCCCCUCUCCUCUGUUGUCUAAAACCAUCAAAAUAGCCUCUAAACCUAAACCAUGAACCGACACAUCCAGCAGUAAUAAAAUAACCAUACAUAAAAGAA